AAUGCCUCUGCAUCCUCCUGGUUUACAGCAUUUGCAUUACAUGUGUGGUGUCAGUAUAUAAGGGGGUGUUUAUGAGAGAGUGAGCUAGAGAUAGAGGGCGGGAGAAGCGAGAGAGAGAGACUGAGAGAAGGAGAUCUAGAAAGUGUGAAGGUCUACAUAGAUUCAUUAGCAAAAAGGGGAAAUCUAAUUUUGUCCAGACUGAGUCAACAACCGACCCACUUGUAGGAGGCUAUCAUAUCUGCCUGCAGACAACCAGUGGAUAUCAGUUCUCCUGUCCAUCGUGUGUGUGUGUACCACCAUGCCAACCUACACAGUGACGGUGGCUACAGGAAGCCAGUGGUUUGCAGGGACUGAUGACUACAUCUAUAUCACCCUGGUGGGAACAGAGGGAUGCAGUGAGAGGACUUUACUGGACAAACCACUCUACAACGACUUCGAGAGAGGGGCGGUGGACUCGUAUGAUGUGACGGUGGGGGAGAACCUGGGAGAGAUGGAGCUGGUGAAGAUAGAGAAGAAGAAGUACUGGGUUCAUGAUGACUGGUACUGUAAGUACAUCACAGUGAAGACCCCCUCUGGAGACUACGUCGAGUUCCCCUGCUUCCACUGGCUGGUGGACGACAAGGAGGUGGUCCUCAGGGACGGCAGAGGUACCUGUCUGUCGGCACUGCUGCCAAAGGAUGACAAGACCAGACUGGUGAAGCAACACCGACACAAAGAGCUGGAGAGCAGACGGAAAACCUACAGAUGGAGGGAGUGGCAGCCUGGAAUUCCUAUGAGUAUAGAUGCCAACACUCACAAGGAGCUUCCCAGAGACAUCCAGUUUGAUAGCGAGAAAGGAGUGGACUUCAUACUCAACUACAGUAAGGCGAUAGAGAACCUCUGUGUGAACCAGUUCAUGCACAUGUUCCAGUCCUCCUGGAAUGACUUUGCUGACUUUGAGCGGAUCUUCGUCAGGAUCAAAAACACCAUCUCAGAGUAUGUGAUGCAGCACUGGAAAGAAGACUUUAUGUUUGGCUACCAGUACCUGAAUGGCUGUAACCCAGUGAUGAUCCAGAAGUGCACCAAGCUUCCAGAGAAGUUCCCCGUUACACAUGACAUGGUGGCAGAUUGUCUGGAGAGAGAGAUGACUCUGGAGGAGGAGAUUGAGGCUGGUAACAUCUACAUAGCAGACUAUGAGUUGAUGGAAGACAUCAGUCCCAACAGUACAGACCCCUGUACUCUACAGUACCUGGCUGCUCCUAUCUGUCUGCUGUACAACAACAGCCAGAGCAAGAUCCUGCCUCUGGCCAUACAGCUGGGUCAGACUCCAGGGAAGGACAACCCUAUCUUCCUGCCCAGUGAUGGUCAGUAUGACUGGAUGCUAGCUAAGAUCUGGGUCCGCUCCUCUGACUUCCACAUCCACCAGACAGUCACACACCUGCUGAGGACUCACCUGGUCUCUGAGGUGUUUGGAGUGGCCAUGUUCAGACAGCUGCCUGCUGUACACCCUGCUUAUAAGUUGCUCCUUCCUCACAUUCGUUUCACCAUCGCCAUCAACACCAAGGCCAGAGAGCAGCUCAUCUGUGAGUUUGGCAUCUUCGAUAAGGCCAAUGGUACAGGAGGUGGAGGUCAUGUAGAGAUGAUCCAGAAGGCUAUGAAGUCACUGACCUUCAGGUCUCUGUGUUUCCCUGAUGCCAUUAAGGCCCGCGGGGUGGACAGCCCUGAGGACCUACCCUACUACUACUACAGAGACGACGGGAACAGGGUCUGGGAUGUCACCAAGAGUUUUGUGUGGGACGUGGUGUGUAUCUACUACGACAGUGAUGACACAGUACAGAAGGAUGAGGAGAUCCAGGCAUUUGUUAAAGAUGUUAGCAGCUUUGGGAUGCAGGACCUUGACUGCUGUGGGUUUCCCAAGUCCCUGAAGACACGCGAGGAGCUCACAGAGUAUCUGACUGUCAUCAUCUUCACUGCCUCUGCACACCACGCUGCUGUCAACUUCGGACAGUAUGACUGGUGCUCGUGGAUUCCCAACUCACCCCCCACCAUGCGGAAGCCCCCUCCCAGGCAGAAGGGGGUGGUAGAUGUGAAGUUCAUCAUCCAGAGUCUCCCUGACCGCGGCCGGUCCUGCUGGCACUUAGGGGCUGUCUGGGCCCUCAGUCAGUUCCAGGAGAAUGAGCUCUUCCUGGGGAUGUACCCAGAUGAGCACUUCAUAGAGAAGCCAGUGAAGGAGGCCAUGGAGUUGUUCAGGAAGAGACUGGCAGAGGUCAGCAAUGUCAUCAAAAUCCGCAACGAAGGCAAGAAACUACCCUACUACUACUUCUCUCCCGACCGCAUCCCUAACAGUGUGGCUGUCUGAGAAAGGAAUGCAGGGGAGAGAGCAAAGAGGGAUAGCUAUAUAGUCUGAUAUACAGUGAGUGUACAAAACAUUAGGAACACCUGCACGUGCUUUCCAUGACAAGGCAGGUGAAAGCUACGAUCCCUUAUUGAUGUCACUUGUUAAAUCCACUUCAUUCAGUGCAGAUGAAGGGGAAGAGAUGGUUUAAAGAAGGAUUUUUAUGCCUUGAGACAAUUGAGCCAUUCAGAGGGUAAAUGGGCAAGACAAAAUAUUUAAGUGCCUUUGAACAGUAUGUGGUAGUAGGUGCCAGGCACACCUGUUUGCGUCAAGAACUGCAAUGCUGCUGAGGUUUUUUACACUCAACAGUUUCCCAUGUGUAUCAAGAAUAAUCCACCACCCGAAGGACAUCCAGCCAACUUGACACAACUGUGGGAAGCAUUGGAGUCAACAUGGGCCAUCAUCCCUGUGGAAAGCUUUCGACUUGUAGAAUCCCAACCUGGUCUCAGAGCAUUUCAUAUUAUUCUGUAUGUAAACUCAAGACACUCCAUUUAGAAUGAUACGUUUGGUAUGGAUGCAUUAGAAAGAUGGUUACUGAAGUAUUUCUUUAUUUAACUUGGCAAGUCAGUUAAGAACAUAUUCUUAUUUAGGCAAAAAUGAAAGUAGGGUGGAUGGGUGGGCAUGUAACAGAAACGUCUAGCAACCCAAAGUUUGCUGGUUUGAAUCUCACAACUUUAGCAUUUUAGCAACUUUGCAACUACUUAGCAUGUUAGCUAACCCUUCCCCUAACCUUAACCCUUUUAGAUACCCUUCCCCUAACUCCUAAACUUAACCCUAAGCCUAGCUAACAUUAGCCACCUAGCUAAAAUUCGUAACAUAUACAUUUUCCAAAUAUGAAACAUAUUGUGCGUUUUUUCAAUUUGGAACAUUGUACUUUUUGCAAAUUCAUAACAUAUCAUAAAAAAUGGGACAUCUACAAAUGAAUACAUACCAUACGAAAUGGAGUGUCUUGGAUUUACAAACAGAAUAAUACAAAAUGCUCUGAGACAAGAUUGAGAGCCCAUGCCCCGAUGAAUUGAGGCUGUUCUGAGGGCAAAGGGGGGUGCAACUAAAUAUUAGGAAGGUGUUCCCAAUGUUUUGUAUACUCAGUGUAUUGUGAACAUUUAUGGUGUUGUGUCUUACAUACUGUGCUGCAAGUAUCAUUUGCUAUGAUAAGCACAUACCCACUGAUGCCAUUCAAAUUUUUUGCUAGCUAUUUCUACAGGUAGUCCCACAUUUAAAUAAUGUGGAUUUAUCUAUUCAACUUCAUUGGUGUCUAUUUCAAAUAAAAAUACUCAAAAUUGUA
Oncorhynchus masou masou (cherry salmon) is the source of this 3659-nucleotide messenger RNA. Its product is annotated as polyunsaturated fatty acid 5-lipoxygenase-like. Bases 299 to 2338 code for a protein of 679 amino acids. Gene Ontology annotation, molecular function: protein binding; arachidonate 5-lipoxygenase activity; iron ion binding. Gene Ontology annotation, biological process: lipoxygenase pathway; lipid oxidation; hepoxilin biosynthetic process. Gene Ontology annotation, cellular component: nuclear envelope. Lineage: Eukaryota; Metazoa; Chordata; Actinopteri; Salmoniformes; Salmonidae. The record is from RefSeq and is a predicted model, not a curated record. The transcript is spliced from 14 exons.